Molecule: messenger RNA, 1308 nt
Organism: Morus notabilis
Lineage: Eukaryota; Viridiplantae; Streptophyta; Magnoliopsida; Rosales; Moraceae
Product: proteasome subunit beta type-7-A
Exons: 9
Coding region: 208-1029 (273 amino acids)
Cellular component (GO): proteasome core complex
Molecular function (GO): threonine-type endopeptidase activity
Source: RefSeq, a predicted model, not a curated record
UCUCCUUCCUUUCGCCCUUUUUCUUUUCUUCUCCCCCCUUUCUUCUUCCCCAAGCCGAAGUCCGAAGUCCGAACUCUCUCUCUCUCUCUCUUCUCUCUCUCUCUCUCAGCUUUCCACUGAGUAGAAGGCGAAUUUCCGCAGCGAAACGUUUCGGAGCAAGGAGAUCUUAGAGAUCUUAGAACUUUGAGGUUUGUUUGGAAUUGAAAUAUGUCUAAGUCGGCGGUAGAGGUUCCUCCCAGGUGUGGGUUUAGCUUCGAUCUUUGCAGAAGAAAUGCCAUGCUUUCAGAGAAGGGCGUUCAGGCCCCAUCUUAUAGGAAGACGGGUACUACUAUUGUGGGUUUAGUUUUCCAGGAUGGUGUCAUUCUUGGAGCAGAUACAAGGGCCACAGAAGGGCCCAUAGUUUGUGAUAAGAACUGUGAGAAAAUUCAUUACAUGGCACCAAACAUAUAUUGUUGUGGAGCUGGAACUGCUGCUGAUACAGAGGCCGUAACAGAUAUGGUCAGCUCACAGCUGCAGCUGCAUCGCCAUCAUACUGGUCGAGAAUCAAGAGUUAUUACAGCGCUGACCCUUCUUAAGAAGCACCUUUUCAAUUACCAAGGUCAUGUCCAGGCUGCUUUGGUGCUUGGUGGGGUUGAUAUCACUGGACCUCAUUUACAUACUAUAUAUCCUCACGGGUCAACUGACACAUUGCCAUUUGCAACAAUGGGUUCUGGUUCUCUUGCUGCCAUGGCAAUAUUCGAGACUAAAUACAAAGAAGGCCUGACUAGCGAUGAAGGAAUAAAGCUUGUAACUGAGGCUAUAUGCUCCGGUAUCUUUAAUGACUUGGGCAGUGGAAGUAAUGUGGAUGUAUGCGUAAUAACUAAGGGCCAUAAGGAGUAUCUGAGGAACCAUCUGUUGCCAAAUCCUCGUACUUAUGUCAGUCCAAAAGACUAUUCACUCUCUAAGAAGACUGAGGUUCUCUUAACAAAAAUUACUCCGUUAAAGGAGAAAGUGCAAGUGAUUGAACGAGGAGAUGCAAUGGAAGAGUGAGAGGUGGAACAUCUUAUUGGACUUUGUUGAGAACUGGGAUAUUCAUGUAGUACUUGCUCUUCUCCCUUUAGAGUUCCACAUCUUUAUUUAACUUUUAUGUGGGCUUUGCUUUCUCUGAGGAUUGAGUUAAUGUGGUUGGGCAAAGAAACUGUUUUAUUUGAACCCUCAAAUUUGGGCAAAUACUAAAAUUCUGGCUAAUUUGGCUUUGUUUUUGUUUUCUUUUGAGGUUAAAAGCUUCUUUGAGCUGGUUAGAAAAGAAACAAUUUAUUUUUGUCGCUA